AUGAGCUUGUACUUCACAUCAUUAUUCGCUGUUCUCACCUUUGAGAUGGUUUUGUUGUUCAUUAUAGUGCUACCUUUGCCCUACAGAAUGCGCAAAUUCCUGUACAACACUUAUUACAAAUGGACCUCAAGCAAACAGUUCCAGACGGUUUACUACAUUUUCGGCAUCAUUGUUGGGCUGCUGUUUGUAGAUUCAUGGAAGAGAGCCCAGGUUAAAGUUUCGUUGUAUCACCAUAGGAAAUACAAUGAGGAAAACCCCGAUCCGGCAGCGGUGACUCCCAUCCAGGCAUUGGCCUCCAGGGCUUAUAAUCAGAGAAACGUCUACAUUUCGGGAUUUAUCCUGUACUUCAUGAUUUGCAUACCCACUGUCAUGACAAUUGUGAGAAGAUUGGUGAAAUAUGAAAAUUUGAUUAGAGAAGAGAAGGCUGACCGGCCAAAAGAUGCAAAGCUGGGGCGGCCUGUGGAAGACAGGGAUAUCGACGAGCUGGCAGAAAAGUUGAAGAACAGAGAAGCGUCCUUGCGUGGCUUGCAGAAACAGGUGAAGAACUUGGAAGAGUUCUUCGACAAGCAAAACGACGAAAAAGCACUAGGCAGGGCCGACGAGAAGAUUAAAAAAAAUGUAUAA
This is a messenger RNA of Torulaspora globosa, 624 nucleotides long. RefSeq lists its product as uncharacterized. Bases 1 to 624 code for a protein of 207 amino acids. Gene Ontology annotation, cellular component: endoplasmic reticulum; endoplasmic reticulum membrane. The record is from RefSeq and is a predicted model, not a curated record. The transcript has a single exon. Gene Ontology annotation, biological process: endoplasmic reticulum to Golgi vesicle-mediated transport; intracellular protein transport. Lineage: Eukaryota; Fungi; Ascomycota; Saccharomycetes; Saccharomycetales; Saccharomycetaceae.